AUGCUGCGCCACACCUUGGAAGGGUCAGCGAUGCGGAUGUAUUCCAAGAAGGUGGAGAUGGAGAACUCCCAGCUGGACCCCAUCCGGGGCUUUCUCCGCUCGAAGCAGCUGGAGAUGGACUCCUUCAAAAGGCACAGCUUUGCAGAAGGCACCUUUGAGAACUUUGCUUCUUCAAAGCAGUUUUCCAGGCAGAUGUUCAUGAACAAUUUGGAUGAUUUUAAAAUUCAGUCCAGCCAUUUUCAGAAAGACCAGUUCUACCAGUAUCAGUUUGAGCAUCCCCAGGGUGCCAGCAGGCCCCAGGGGCUCUUCGAGAGAAUAAGGGGAGGCAGGCCCGGGUUCAACGAAGCGGAGGAUUACGCCGACGGCUUCCGGUGCCCGGAAGUAGAAUCCGGUUUCCCCCAGGAGGGCUACCCUCUGCGGCUGGACUACGUGCCUUCCAAUUCCUCCAAGGAAGUGAGACAUGGCUCUGACCAAGUGAAUGUGGCUGGGAAUGGCCCUCUUGGGCUGCCCUCAUUCCGGACACAGAACAUGGGGCAAAAGUUCAUGUGCCAGACCUCCCCAACCCAGAAGCAGAGCCUGGAACAAAGGCUGUUCCUGCAGGACCAAGACCAGGAUUCAGAUCAAGGCAAGAAAGUGCAAGAGAACCGAGCUGGCCUGCGCAACUGGAGAAUUUCCUCCUACCUGAGUGGGUACCAGUCUGACCCAGGAGAGGAGGGUCUCCCGACGCCCAUGGAGUCAGAGGCCUACAACGAGGUGCUUGGCCCCACAGAGCCCCUCCCACGGUUCCCCAGUGACCUCCUCCCCUCUUUCAAAGCCCCACUGCCACUUUCAGGAGCUGAGAGGCCAGCUGAGGAGGCCGCUUUGGUGAAGCAGGAUCCCUUCAGGAGCAGGAUCAACCCCUUGAUUCAGAGGAGCUCACGACUCAGGUCAUCCCUUAUUUUUAGUGCUGCCAAAUUGGACCAGCAGAACAUGUCGGCUGAGAAAGUCCAGAUGAUUCAAAAGAGCAGACAUCCAGCGAGGUGA
Molecule: messenger RNA, 1023 nt
Organism: Podarcis lilfordi (Lilford's wall lizard)
Lineage: Eukaryota; Metazoa; Chordata; Lepidosauria; Squamata; Lacertidae
Source: the annotation of a GenBank genome assembly